AUGCCAACAUUUGGAUCUCUUCCACUCAACAUCAGCAACAUGGACACAGCCUCUGGUCGCUUCGGCGCCCCCUCCUCCCCAAAGUUCUGGCGCUCGCUGCCUCGGGAGAUCCAAUUAAUGAUACUAGAUUGUCUUUUUGCCAAUUACCUACCCAAGCGAACAGACGCAGCUCCUGGAAAAAUGUGUCGAAUAUCUGCUCUGAGUCCCGUGUGCAAGGACUGGCAGUACCUGGUCGAAACACACACCUUUCGUCGUCUAUCCCUUAAGGUGCCGGAUCUGCCAAGGUUUAGCAAAUUUGUUGAAGGAAAGAAUGCCAUCAGGCUCAACCACAUUAGGCAUCUCUCGUUUCGAAUCGAGCUCACCCCAUACACCUGUCCGACCUGCAACAAGCCCGAGAAAAGAGCCACGAUUGCCCGGAACAAUCAGGUUUUUACCUCUGCUCUAGUACGUCUACUAAAGGUUCUCUCAUAUUGGGACCGCACACAUGGAGGGCUUACGUUGGAAAUUACCGCCCUCUCGCCCAGCGAUGUUGAGCACCAUGGCUACGAGCCUGAACUGGCACAUGACUAUCCAUUCCAGCUUGAGGAAGAUCUGGAACAGUCUCCCAGCUUUCGGGAAUAUCACACUACAAAGUCUGCUGAGCCUAGAGCAUUUUCAAAUCGUCACAUGAGGGCGGCUCUAGUGAGGCUCCAUGGCACACCUCUUGAGAUGACGCCGCUGUCUCAGAAAGGCCGCCGAAAGCCAAGCCCAACACUGUCUGAAACUCCUAUUGUCAAAGGUUUCCUUAUCCGCCGGUCGUUUGUCAGGGGGUUUGCACUCAGCACGCUUGCAAAGCUCUUCAAUGAGAGCCUAGUAGCCUUGGAGUGGUUUCGUUUCGAACGAUGGGCUUCUUUCACGUACCAUGAAGAGAUAGCCUUUUAUACUGAUCUGCGGGCCUUUUUGAUACCUGCCUUGCCUCAAACCGUCAAGAGGCUGUCCUUCAGCCAGUGGCCAAGAUGGAAGCCACCUUGGAUGCAUGACACCUUCGAUCAGAUCGACUUGCGCAAGUCCCUCUCCCGAGUCCUAGCGCCAUUGGUUUUGCAAUUGACCGAGUUCUGCCCUCCUGAUCUUAUGAACCUCUCAGAGUUUUUAGAUCAACUCGGCCAGAUGAGUGGCCGUUCUGGAGAAGCCAAGCUUGAGCUGCUCUCCAUCAAAGGUGGUAGAUUCGCCCAGUGUUGCGUGACAAAAAUGUUGACCCUAACCGCUGCGGCAGCAAAGGCAUUGCCACGGCUGCGCAUUCUAGAGGUGUGGCAUGACACUCGUGGGUAUGAGUACCUCUUCCGAUAUACGCAGUCUAACAAUCAAGCUACUAUAACCUGGAUGAACGGUGGGAAAGGGUAUCCUCUGGCGCCUGAGGUCCUUGAAGCGUGGGAGGGCGUUGCCUCAGCAGAACACAUCAUCCUUGCCGCUCAAGAAUUUCUCACUCCUGGCCAGGCCCUGCUCGUCUCCAUCAGUCGUGUCCAUCAACUCCAUGCCGACCCAGCCUUCUUCGAGUCCAUCCCCGACUUCAAUCAACCAAGCAUCAUCCUUUUCAUCAAUGAUAACAUGAAGGGAUUAGCGUCUGCCUACACUAUUCCCAGCUUAUGGAGGAGCUAG
Fusarium falciforme is the source of this 1635-nucleotide messenger RNA. RefSeq names its product F-box domain-containing protein. The transcript is spliced from 4 exons. The record is from RefSeq and is a predicted model, not a curated record. The coding region runs from base 1 to 1635 and encodes 544 amino acids. Lineage: Eukaryota; Fungi; Ascomycota; Sordariomycetes; Hypocreales; Nectriaceae.